Rotaria sordida is the source of this 807-nucleotide messenger RNA. Lineage: Eukaryota; Metazoa; Rotifera; Eurotatoria; Philodinida; Philodinidae. The record is from the annotation of a GenBank genome assembly.
AUGUAUUCAAACUCUUCAAAAACACGUGAUGAAAUUUUAUCCAAUGGUCAUAUAGUCAUUAACUAUGUUAAAUAUGAUGUUAAAGAAUAUUUACCACAAGCAACUAUUCUUAUUUAUACAAAAUGUUUUGGGGUAGGGCAUUUUCGCAAACAAUGCAAGCAAACAGAUGAUACUUGUAAAGUUUGUAGUGAACGUUGUCCUGAUAUUAUUAAACAUAAUUGUUCUGGUAUUGCUAAAUGUUUACAUUGUGGUGGUGAUCAUCAUUCAAACGAUAUGAAAUGUAAGGUGGUCAAGCAAUAUAGAGCUGAUUUAACCAAAAUUCUCUUAUCAUAUUCCAACAAGUCGUUUAAUAAUAAUAUGUUCAAUAAUAUGUUUACCUCAACAUCUGAAUUUCCUCCUUUACUGCGUCCAACUAAAUCAACUAUUAAAGAUUAUAAGAUGCUAGCAGGUGAACAAAAUGGAAUUAUGACCAAACUGGACCAGAUACUUAAUUCAAUCAACAAUAUUAAUGAUACUAUUGGUGAUCUUGUUAAACGUACUGAACAAAUUGAAGAUUGGAUAAAUGCUAAACAAAAAUUCGACUUGAAAAUCAACAAUGGAAUUAGAUCUUUACAAUAUGGAAUUUCACGUCACGAUGGUGUAUUAUUUAAUCAAACAAAUGUUAUAGAAAAACUAAUUCUUCCUGCUAUGGAUGAUAUUAUGGCAAUGCUAUCAGUGAUGAACGUCAAGGAGGGUAGGGUUUUAAAUGUGGAUUUUGAAUCGAGAAGUGGUGUUUGGAAGAACCAACCAAUUCCAAGCCUAUCGUGA